Molecule: messenger RNA, 2308 nt
Organism: Prorocentrum cordatum
Lineage: Eukaryota; Dinophyceae; Prorocentrales; Prorocentraceae
Source: the annotation of a GenBank genome assembly
UUUACGCCGCGCUGCCGACCCCUUGGAGUCUGCGAACCCAAAGGUGACUGCUGCAGUGCAUCGACACUCUCUACAGCCACAUCCAUUGCGACGGUGUUGUUGGCGGGGCCCGGCGGGGUGGAUUUGAUAUCACCCGCGGGGUCCGGCAGGGGUGCGGUUUGUCGGUUCUGUUCUUCGUGGUAGCUAUCGACGUGCUGAUGCGACGGCUCUCCCGGCUUCUCCCAGACAGCACCCUACGCGGCUAUGCCGACGACCUUGCGCUGGCCACUCGCAACGUUUGGCGCGACGUCUUGAUUCUGGAGCCUUUGUUUUGUGAUUGCGAGAGGAUCUGAGGUCUAGUCCUGAACACAAAAGAAGUCAGUCCUCGUGCCACUCUAUCCUGCUACUGUCGAUGAUUCCCGGACGCGCCUUACCAAUGUCGCCCUUUUGUGGGGCUCAUUCAAGAUUGCGUUUCAGGCCAGGUACCUCGGAUUCGUCCUGGCCCAGGACGGGGUGAACUUACUUGGGCCGCCGCGACGGCGAAGUUUCUGGAGCGGUCUUCAGUAUGGCGGGCUGCGAGCGCAGGACUGCUGCACAUGAUUGAGGCGUUCCACGUCUUCAUCAUGUCCGUCAUGCUUUUCCCGGCCCAGUUGGACCCCCUGCCGACCAAUUACGACGAUCUCGAGAACAAAGCCUUGCGGCAGUUAUUCCCUGGACCCCGCGGGUGGUUCACCACGCAGGUCAUGAAGUCGCUGCGGCAUGUUGGAUUUCCGAAGGAGCUGCCUGAUGACCUGCAAUCCGCUGCAGUCGCGGCGCGGGCCCGCGUCGCUCUUCAUGAGAAUGCCCCCGAAGGCGGACUUCGAGUGCGCACCCGGCUGUCCAAUCUUAGGCGGCUGAUUUCGGACAGCGACAACAUCUUACGACGUGCCCGCUAUGCGGACUGGGUUAAUGGUCGUGUUAUCUUCUCCCUGGAUGUUGGAUACUCUCGACUCCCACGUUACGGACGACCCGGUGUUCACUGACGUGCAGCAUCCAGGUCAUGAGCGUGUCGGCGGGCAGGCCAAAUUCACGAUUCUUGUUCGACCCCACGUGAACACGCUGCGUUGGUGCAUCCACGUCGCCGGCUGGAUCGGUGGACCUGUACAACAUUACGCGGCCACCGAGCGGGGCGGCUUUUGCAACAUACCCAGAGGCUGACCACGAUGGUUGCCCCAAGGGGUUUUUGCGGCGAUGCUUCGCACUGCUUUGGAUGGUUGGGUCAUGUCUACGCGGGUUCGUUCCGUGCCAUCUUGUGUCCUUGGUUGCGGAGGCCCUAAUUCCAAGUAUCACUACCCCGGCUGCAGGAUGUACCGCGACCUCUGUUCCGGGUACUUGGGCCUCACCAGGCCGGCUGCUCAGUUUCUCACAGAUGAUUUUGUCGGGGUGCAUGCCGCGUCUUCGUCGCGGGCGAACCCUAGCUUGGACAACGGAGAGGUUCAUGCCCUCAGGGCGAUUGCUGUGUAUGCGCUAUACCGGGUCCACGGGGCGGUACGGCAUGUAGCUGACAGGGCCGAUGCUUCAGAGCUGUUUCGUGGAUCGUGGGGCAGGCCACGGAGCUCCACCCGAAGUCGCGCGCGCUCGUGAGCCGGGCCUUCAAGCGAUCCCGAGGCGUGGCCUGAGCCCUCGCCCGCCCCGUUCCUCCUCCCCCCCUCCUCCUCCUACUUCCCCUUUUCCCCUUUACCAACAGUAACACGGCGUAACACAUGUCACGAUGUCGGUGCGCCGUCACAUUUUCUUCUCGGGGCGGAAAUUCGGGCGGUUAUUCGCCAGAGAUAUGCUUGUUAGGGUCCGUGUCGGGUUCGGAGAGACCGUUUCCGACCCAGCACUGUCCAGCAUUAGCCCUGGGCUUGGGCUCGGAAGGUCGGGUCACGAGCGGUGCCAGGGGGCUCAGACUGUAAUCGUGCACCCUCGUUUCAAGCUUCACCCGCCUCAGCCGUCGGCCGCCCUCCAGCCACCAACGUGUUCAGAUGGCAUGCGGCAUGCCGGUGCCGUUUGCUGUGCUCCUGUGUGUUCUUCGCGACGUGUUCAAUCCAUUUGCGUUUUCUUAUCUUAGUGUCCUUGCUGUCCCGUGGUUGGCCGGGGCGCGCUGGGCAGUGCACGGGUGCCAAUCGCGGGAGUCGUGGCAGUUCUCCCCUCCCUUCGCUCCCCCUUUCCCCCUCGCCCUCUCAUCCGCCCCAGGUUCAUUGUUUUCGUGGGCCGGUCCCGGCCCGCGUUAAUAUCUAGUGUCUUCAGCCUCUGCGCGCCGCUGCUGGUCGCGCAUUCGGGCCUCAGGCCAGCUGGGUUUGGGCAG